Prorocentrum cordatum is the source of this 1926-nucleotide messenger RNA. The record is from the annotation of a GenBank genome assembly. Lineage: Eukaryota; Dinophyceae; Prorocentrales; Prorocentraceae.
AGGCCCUAGCCGUUGUUGGGCCGUGUGAUGCCACCGACGCGGCCCCCCGCAGUGCCGGGCAGCGCGCGUCGGAGGGCUCUCUCGCGGGAGCCGGCUGCUGCCCUGCCCGCGGCCUCGCCGACCAAGAGGCGGGCGCGGACUCUAGGCGCAGGGUCGAGGCCGUCGCUGAUCGGCGCUCCGCCAGCUCGGAGAGCGAGGACGCUGGACCCCCGGCACGGGUUGAACGCGAGGCUCGUGGUCCACCCUUCGGCCGUGCCAGCCCGAGCGGGAACGCUGCAGGACCUGCUGGACGCGGAGCCGAACCGCCAGCUGCCAGGCCGGGGUGGCGGGCGCGGCCCCGAGGCUGCCGAGGACGCGGCCAGUGCGAGUGGAGAGAGCAGCGACGUCGAGGAGCCCAAGGCGGUCUCAGCCUGCGUGCGACGCCUCGAGAGCCGGGGCAAGGCGCGGGUUCGGAAGGCCAUGGGCGAGCUGGACGGCGAGCAGGGGGCGGCUGGAGGCAGCAAGCUGGCCAUCAGCUACCUGGAGCGCCGGUCGGUGCGGAAGGCUACGGUGGAGACCUACCGCCAGUGCGUCCUCGUCUUCUGCGUCUGGGCCCACUGCUCGAUCGAGUGUCUCCCUCUGCCCGGCGAGCUGGACGCGCCGCUGGUCGAGUGCAUGAACUUGGAGCCCCUGAAGGGAGUGAAGUCGUGGCGGGGGGAGAAGCUGUUAGCAGGCAUCGUGUUCUUCCACCCGGACCACGGCCGCCUGGGAGGUUUAUACUUGCCUCGCUCCCUCCGCUGCCUGAAAGGUUGGAAGAAGCUGCCAUCAUCUCGCUCGAGGAAGCCCUUGGUGUUUGCGAUCUGGGCCGCGCUGGCAGUGGAGUUGUGCCGUCUGGGAGCGCCGCUGCUAGGGGCGCUCGUCCUGGUGAUGGUGGAGUGCUACCUGCGGUCCGGGGAGAUGCUAGGCCUCACGAGCGGCUCUUUCCUGGCCCCGAGCGAGCAUGCAGCGCAGAACUGGGCGGUGUGGCUGUUCCCAGAGUCGGGGGCGGCUCGGAGCAAGGUGGGGUCGGCAGACGACGCGAUACCUUGCGAUUCGGGACGGUGCCCUUGGACGAGCCACAUUUUCAGAGCUUUGAAGGAUCGUCGUUCGUCCCAGCCCCUCCUGGGCUUGAGCUACCCUCAGUUCCUGGGCCUCUUCCGCAAGGCUGCUCUGAACAUCGGAGUGAAUGCCGUUCCCUACCAAGGCCGGCACAGCGGGGCUUCGCUGGACCGUGCCACCAAUCGGCUAUCACAGGAGGAGGUCCAGAAGAGGGGAAGGUGGGCGGCGAUGACGUCAGUAAAGCGAUACGAAAAGUCAGGAAGGCUAAACGAGAGCCGGGAGUGCCUGUCCGACGAGACAAAGGCACACUGCGUGACGGCCUCGAGGCAGCUCGAGGAUGUGCUGCUACUGGGCCGCGCUGCUGCCAUCCCACCCUUUGCCGGCCGAGCAAGCUCCGGCCUGGGGCCGUCAGCCGGCAGUUGAGUAGGCAGCAGGUGCCCUACGUGCUGGAUUCGUUCUCUGGCAGUGGCGGUGUCGCCAGGUAUGCACGACGUCUUGGUCUUCAGGCCGUGAAUUUGGAUCUUCGGAACGGUGCUGAUCAGAAUGUAUGUUGCCUUGCAAAUCUGAAACUGAUUGAGAGACACUUCAAAGAAGGCUUGGUUCGAGCUGUCAUGCUGGCGCCCCCGUGUUCGUCGUUCUCGUUGGCUCGUAAUCGGUAUCCUGUCAGAAGCGCGGGGCACCCCGAGGGGCUUCCAGGGCUUUCUGGCCAUCACAUAGAAGCGGUUGAGCUUGGCAACUUGUGCCUCCAGGUUUCAGCAUACAUCAUUGGUCCCUGCCUUCGCUACCAUGUCCCAUAUGCGCUUGAGAAUCCUUUGACAUCGUAUAUGUGGCGUUCUAGAGUCAUGCGGG